UACAUAUAUGGUAAUUAAUUAAAGUACGUAUUUGCAUGCAUGCAUGCAGAUUCCUUGUGGACGAUAUUCCGAUAAGAGAAUUUACAAACAAGGAGAGAAAACGGGUACCCUACCCGAAAACCCAAGCAAUGGGGAUCCACGGAUCUUUAUGGAACGCCGACGAUUGGGCUACACAAGGAGGUCGUGUGAAGACCAAUUGGAGCAACGCCCCUUUUGUAGCGACGUUUCAGUCGUUCGAGAUCGAUGCAUGUGGACUUUCUGCAGAUGAAAUCGAUAUCGAUCCAACUGUAAAAUGCGGAAAAUCGGGGCAGUUCUGGUGGGAUAAGCCGGUGGUGAGAGAGGUGAACAAGCAGAGAAGAAAACAACUCAAAUGGGUUCGUGAUAAUUUCUUGAUUUAUGAUUAUUGUGGUGAUGUUGCUAGGUUUAAUUCUGAGGGUUUGCCUAAAGAAUGCCAUUAGGGUUUGGUUAAUUUUGUGUUUUGUGUGUGUGUUUU
Erythranthe guttata (spotted monkey flower) is the source of this 493-nucleotide messenger RNA. Lineage: Eukaryota; Viridiplantae; Streptophyta; Magnoliopsida; Lamiales; Phrymaceae. The record is from RefSeq and is a predicted model, not a curated record.